AGCCCCCAAGGAGGAGGGGAGAACAGCAGCGAGGAGGGGGGUCGGGAGGCCCAGGCUUAUAAAGACUGCAGGACCCGCGCUGCCCGCCAGACCCCGCCGGCCCGGAUCCCUUGCUUUGUCUGCCGUCCGGUGUGACCGCGCCGUCCCCCAGUUCCAACACUAAGCCUGGUCGCCAUGGCCCUGCUUCCGGCCCUCUUCUUAGCGCUCCUGGCAGGUGCUCAUGCCGAGCUCCCGGGAUGCAAGAUCCGAGUCACCUCCGCGGCGCUGGAGCUGGUGAAGCAGGAGGGACUGCGCUUUUUGGAGCAAGAGCUGGAGACCAUCACCAUCCCGGACCUGUACGGCAGUAAGGGCCACUUCUACUACAACAUCUCCGAGGGAAUAUAUAACUUCUUCUCCACAUUCAUCACUUCCGGGAUGCGGUUCCUCCUCAACCAGCAGAUCUGCCCUGUGCUCCACCACGCUGGGACAGUGCUGCUCAACUCUCUCCUGGACACGGUGCCCGUGCGUAGUCCUGUGGAUGAUCUUGUUGGCAUCGACUAUUCCCUCCUGAAGGAUCCUGUGGUCUCCAAUGGCAAUAUGGACUUGGAAUUCCGGGGAACAUUCUUCCCCUUGACUGAUGGGAACUGGAGCUUCUUCAACAGGGCGGUGGAGCCACAGUUGGAGGAGGAAGAGAGGAUGGUGUAUGUGGCCUUCUCUGAGUCCUUCUUUGACUCCGCCAUGGAGAGCUACUUCCAGGCUGGAGCCCUGCAGCUGACGCUUGUGGGGGACAAGGUGCCAAGUGACCUGGACAUGCUUCUGAGGGCCACCUACUUUGGGAGCAUCGUUCUCCUAAGCCCUACAGUGAUUAACUCCCCACUGAAGCUGAAGCUGCAGGCUGUGAGCCCUCCGCGUUGCACCAUUAAGCCCUCGGGCACCACCAUCUCUGUCACUGCCAGCCUCACCAUCACCUUGGCCCCGCCCAUGCUGGCUGAAGUCGAGCUGUCUAAGAUGAUCAUGGAAGGGCGUCUCAGUGCUAAGAUGACACUCCGGGGCAAGGCACUGCGAACCAAGCUGGACCUUCGCAGGUUUCAGAUCUACUCAAAUCAGUCUGCGCUGGAGUCUCUGGCACUGAUCCCACUGCAGGCCCCGCUGAAGACACUGCUGCAAAUUGGAGUGAUGCCCAUGCUCAAUGAGCGGACCUGGCGUGGGGUGCAGAUCCCCCUCCCCGAGGGCAUCAACUUUGUGCGGGAGGUGGUGACCAACCACGCGGGCUUCCUCACCAUUGGGGCUGACCUCCACUUUGCCAAAGGGCUUCGAGAAGUGAUUGACAAGAACCGUCCUGCCACCGUUGUGGACUCCAGUGUCGCCCCACCCUCUGCAGUGGCUGCCUGAGUUCUUCAUCCCACCCAGGCAGCUGGCAUUCAGGAAUUGGGUCUUCUCGGCAUCAGCCCUGGCCCCCCCCCCCACCGCCUGUAGUGUGUCACCAGUGCCACAGAGAAGCAUUCGGUUUGAAGCUAUACCCGAUUUAAUUUCAUAACCAGUCAGCCAUCAAUUACAAUCCAUCCACCCCUCUU
Molecule: messenger RNA, 1553 nt
Organism: Alexandromys fortis (reed vole)
Lineage: Eukaryota; Metazoa; Chordata; Mammalia; Rodentia; Cricetidae
Gene: Pltp
Product: phospholipid transfer protein
Exons: 14
Coding region: 175-1371 (398 amino acids)
Biological process (GO): high-density lipoprotein particle remodeling; phospholipid transport; ceramide transport
Molecular function (GO): phosphatidylcholine binding; phosphatidylethanolamine transfer activity; phosphatidylcholine intramembrane carrier activity
Source: RefSeq, a predicted model, not a curated record